This is a messenger RNA of Pteronotus mesoamericanus, 4402 nucleotides long. RefSeq names its product BAG cochaperone 4 (gene BAG4). Gene Ontology annotation, cellular component: cytosol; cytoplasm; membrane. Gene Ontology annotation, molecular function: protein-folding chaperone binding; adenyl-nucleotide exchange factor activity. Gene Ontology annotation, biological process: protein stabilization. The transcript has 5 exons. Lineage: Eukaryota; Metazoa; Chordata; Mammalia; Chiroptera; Mormoopidae. The record is from RefSeq and is a predicted model, not a curated record. The coding region runs from base 37 to 1410 and encodes 457 amino acids.
GUGGGGGGCGGGAAGCCCUUCGGAGCAGUGGAGCGGAUGUCGGCCCUCAGGCGUUCGGGCUACGGCCCCAGUGACGGUCCGUCUUAUGGCCGCUACUACGGGCCUGGGGGUGGAGAUGUGCCCGUGCACCCACCUCCACCUUUAUACCCUCCUCGUCCUGAACUUCCCCAGCCUCCCGUUUCCUGGCGGGUGCGCGGGGGCGGCCCGCCUGAGACCACCUGGCCGGGAGAAGGUGGAGGAGGUGAUGGCUACUACCCUUCUGGAGGCACCUGGACGGAGCCGGGUCGAGCUGGAGGAAACCACCAGGAGCAGCCACCAUAUCCUAGCUACAGUUCUAACUACUGGAAUUCUCCUGCUCGACCUAGGACUCCUUACCCAAGUACAUAUCCUGUAAGACCAGAAAUGCAAGGCCAGAGUUUGAAUUCUUACACAAAUGGUUCAUAUGGCCCACCAUACCCCACUGGCCCUGGGGCAAAUACUGCUUCAUACUCUGGGGCUUAUUACACACCCGGAUAUUCUCAGACCAAUUACUCCACAGAGGUUCCAAGCACCUACCGUUCACCUGGCAACAGCCCAACCCCAGUCUCUCGUUGGAUGUAUCCCCAGCAGGACUGCCAGGCUGAAGCACCUCCUCUUAGGGGGCAGGUUCCAGGAUAUUCUGCUUCACAGAACCCUGGAAUGACCCUGCCCCACUAUCCUUAUGGGGAUGGUAAUCGUAGUGUUCCACAACCAGGACCAUCUAUACGACCACAAGAGGACUCAUGGGCUCCUCCUGGUGCUUAUGGAAUGGGAACCCGUUACCCCUGGCCUUCAGCUGCACCCUCGGCACCACCUGGGAAUCUCUACAUGAGUGAAAAUACUUCAUCAUGGCCUAGCAGUGGCUCUCCUCAGCCACCUCCUUCACCACCACCCCAGCAGCCAAAGGAUUCCUCAUACCCCUAUAGCCAAUCAGAUCAAGGCGUGAACCAGCACAACUUCCCUUGCAAUGUCCAUCAGUACGAGUCCUCGGGAACAAUGAACAGUGAUAAUUCAGACCUUUUGGAUUCCCAAGUCCAGUAUAGUGCUGAGCCUCAGCUGUAUGGUAAUGCCACCAACGAACAACCCAGCAAUCAAGAGCAAAGUAAUAAUCUUCCUGAAGAGUGUUUACCUUCAGACGAAGGUACUCCCCCAAGUAUUAAAAAAAUCAUACACGUGCUGGAGAAGGUCCAGUACCUUGAGCAAGAAGUAGAAGAGUUCGUAGGAAAAAAGACAGACAAAGCAUACUGGCUUCUGGAAGAGAUGCUAACCAAGGAACUUUUGGAACUCGAUUCAGUUGAAACCGGGGGCCAGGACUCUGUCCGACAGGCCAGGAAGGAGGCCGUUUGUAAAAUCCAGGCCAUACUGGAAAAAUUGGAAAAAAAAGGAUUAUGAAAGGAUUUAGAACAAAGGGGAAGCCUGUUACUAACAACUGAAACUCUUGAUUUUGGGGAAGUACCCUCUUGAAAUGCCCAUUGAUGAGAAGAAGCAAUGCAUUCCAACUUUCCUUUGAUUUAAAACUUGAAAAACUGGUAAAGGAUUUGGCAAAACAUUUUUGUUAUGAGUUGUUUUCAGUUUUCAGACCAAUGAAUGUAAUAGGAAACUAUGGAGUUAUCAAUAUUGCCAAGUAGACUCACUCCCUAAGAAAUUUAUGGAUAUCUUUAAGCUGCUUCUUAUCAGCAGGAGGGAAAUACAUUUUAUGGAACAGGCUUAUCAGAAACCUAACAGAUGAGACUGGAUAUAGUCUGAGACAAAUAGGCUCUGUUUUUUAAAACAUCUAGAUUGUCACAUUUUUGUACAUUUUGACUGCUUUCAACAUACACGUCGUGUAAUUACAGCUUGGACUUUAGCUUUGUUGGACCUCUGUUUUGUUUUGUUAUUUGCAGUUUACAAAUAUAGUAUUAUUCUCUACUUCUUGGUAUAUUUUGUAGUAAUAUGUUUAAUGUAAUUAUUCAAGAGACUAUAUUGACAGCCAGAUAGUAUGGCAUUUCUGAAUGAAUUUAUAUCUUUUCACCACUUGAAUAUAUUGCAAUGUAUAGUGAGUUCCUGAGGUAAAUUGUCUCCUUUUUUUGUAUAGAUCAUUAGGCUAGAGUUUUACUACUUCUACUUUUCAUGUUAAUAGCGGAAGGCAAUUUGAAAAUAACAUGAGCAUAGGAAUGCAAAUGUUUGGGGCCAUUUUUCUUUUUUGCUCUUUUAUUGUAUUUACUAAAUACAGUACAGUAAAUACAGUAAAUACAAUAAAGUAAAUAUACUGUAAAGUAAAUAAAGAUUUACUUUAAAAUUUCCUUUCCCCCCCUUAAUUAUCUUUUCACCAGUGCUGCUUUUAUAUGGAGCACAUGGAGCACAGAUAACAGAUGAAAAAUUAAAUGGCACAGUGGGUAGAAAUAAUUAACUGUAAAAGCUAAUGAAUAUGACUACUUGGAAAUGUUGUUUUCCAUCUAAAAUAUUGGUUUCACCAAGAGCCCUACAAGUAGAUUUCAGCUCAGUUUGUAGUAAAAAACAAUGAGGGUAAAAGAAAGUUCAUGCUCAGGGAAUGAAUCAGCCAUAGCUAGAGUGGGCAAUUAUUUUUUCUUUUAAAGGUAGAUUUGAUGUUUAUCUUUAUUUCCCUUGAGUAAAUUGCAUAGGAAAUAUUACCUAUUUUAUAAAAAGAUGUUUAUUACCAUUAGUAAUAAUCAUCUGAGAGCCAAAUUUAAGGAAGGGAUAUUGAAAGGGCCUUAGCUGGGCUUGCUUGGGUAGCUCUGUGCUAUCUCUAUGCUAUUGUAUAGAAGAGACUUAGGUAAAUAAUUUAGUUUUUACACCUAAAGUGAUGCCUAGUGUACACUGUCUGUUAUUUGAAAAACAGCGAUUUCUUAAUAAGAUACCCAAAUGAUAAUGUUUCUUUUCUAGGCUGCCAGGCCUAUUAGUGAUAAUAAUCUAUCAGCCAUCUCCUCUCCUUACUUAAAAAAAAAUAAUAAAAAACCAAUACAAACAUAAUUGGUUAUGAGAAGAAGUGGAGUUAAAAUAAUGGCUGGGUCUUAUGGUUAGGAUGAGUGAUUUUAUGAGAUUAUGUGAUAAUUUUAUUCCAGGGUUUUUAUUUUUGGCUUCUUAUAGGAAUGUUAAACAAAGGCUUUUCUAUGAAAAUUAGAAAACUGUACUUGAAACAAAAUUUAGAAGGGGAGAACCUUAAAUAGCAAAGUUAACAUAAAGCAAUGAGACAAUGACUAAUUCAGGAGAGAAAACUGCUAUUUGAGUGCCCAAGAUACUAAUUUUCAUUGUCUUGAUAUGUAUAUAUUAUGCACAUAUAUACAUAUGUAUAUGGUUUUUAAAGUUAUUUAAAACUUUUUUUCAGUUAAUUUUAGGCCUUUUGAAGAGUUGUAAAAAUAGUUUCUGUAUACUCUUCACACAACUUGCCCUUCUGUUAACAUCUUACAUAACUAUAGACCAUUUGUCAAAGUAAGAAAUUAGCCUUGAAACAAUACUAUUAACUAAAAUAGAGAGUUUAAAAAGUAGAGAUUUUCUUAGCCUUCUCACUAAUGUCUUUUUUACUUACUGUUACAGGAUCCAAUUCAGAAUCGCAUCUUGCAUUUAGUUGUCAUGUGUCUGUAGUGUCUUCCAAUCUGUGACAGUAGACUAUGACACCUGAUGUUGUAAUGUAUUUCUGGUGUUGUUAACCUUAAUCACUACCUAAGGUAGUGUCCGCUAGGAUUCUGUACUGAAAAAUACUGUUUCCUUUGUGAUGACUAAAUAUUAGCUGGGGAUACUUUUGAGACUAUGCAAAUGCCCUGUUUCUGCUUAAGCCUUUGCCUGCUCAUUUUCUUAUCCAUGGGCAAAUCUUGCUUGUGUGUCAGUUACUACUGUGGUGUUUUAACGAUGAUUUUCUAUUUCUCUUAUUCUACAUUCAUUAAUUGAAAUUCUUAUGUAAGGAAGGGUUAUUGCUCCUGGGUUUAUAUUUUUUAAUUAUAAUAAGAUAUUCAGGGAAGUACAAACUUAGAACUUAAAGGUGUAAACUAUAUUCAGCUGAUUCCAAAUACCAAUGUCAAAGAAAGGAAAACUAAAUUGGUAACCUGUUUCAGAAAGUAUACUGAACAUAUGAAGGAAAGUAGUAUUUAUGAUUUGUGGAUAUGGUUCCGUUUUUGACUUAGUAUUGAAUCCAGACUAAAUUCAAAAUUUUCUUGAAAUUCCACAUGGACUUUAAGUGUCUAAAUUUAUAUUACUUUGGGGAUAAUUUUUGUCAGAAUCUUGAAUAAAGGUACCCAUACCUGGCAUGUAAAACACAACUAUGUCUUUUUUAUAAUAAGCUACUAUUCUGUCAUACAUAAACAACAAUAUGAAUAUUUAGACAAAUAAACCCUAAUGAAAUAUCUGGGGGAUGGGUUAUGAUUGUCUCUACAUUUUUGGUGUGGACUUG